AUGUGGAAUUUUCGUCACUGUCUUGCAUUUUCGUCGUUUAAAAAAGCUCAAUCAGAACAAAUAAGUCGUCAAAGAAUGUUAGAUCGUUAUCAUGCUGGUUCUCCUUCACCAUCCUAUUACGAUUCAUGGGCACGUUCGGCUGCUUUUUCAAAUUCACCAAAAGAUGUUAAUGACGAUCGUUAUGUAGCCGAUCUUCCACCAGUUACAUUACCAAGUGCUAAAGUUGCUAAUGUUCAAUAUCAUCCAACAGCAGCAAUGUUUCAUUCAUAUAAUCCACAAGCAGCAUAUAUUACACAAUCUCAUCAAAGACUAAUCAAGAAAUAUAAUGAUAUUUUUCGAUAUAAUAUACCAUUGCAAGAAAGAUUUCAUCAACAAGAGAUAAAAGAUAUACAAGAAUUUAGAGAUAUUUACUAA
Messenger RNA from Rotaria sp. Silwood2, 414 nucleotides. The record is from the annotation of a GenBank genome assembly. Lineage: Eukaryota; Metazoa; Rotifera; Eurotatoria; Philodinida; Philodinidae.